This is a messenger RNA of Patella vulgata (common limpet), 1509 nucleotides long. Its product is annotated as DDB1- and CUL4-associated factor 4. Gene Ontology annotation, molecular function: protein binding. NCBI's taxonomy places the organism in Eukaryota, Metazoa, Mollusca, Gastropoda, Patellidae. The transcript is spliced from 4 exons. Bases 66 to 1295 code for a protein of 409 amino acids. Gene Ontology annotation, cellular component: Cul4-RING E3 ubiquitin ligase complex. The record is from RefSeq and is a predicted model, not a curated record.
CAGGUUUUUAUUAUGACAGUAUUAAGAAACGCUACUAUAAGAUUCUAGAAAAUAGUAACAUUCAGAUGGCUAUUACAAAAGAAUCUAUUGCCAAGGCAGAAGCUGAGCAGAAAAGGCUGAAAGAUAUUAAAAAUCUGAAAGAGAAAAACAUAAAGCAAAGUGACGAGGUCAUCUAUGGUUUAAUCGAUUUGUUGUUUAAAUCGCGACAAGGUGACAUCAGCCAUCAGAAAUUCAAGACAACAUUUCUCAAGAAUCAUGCAACCAAUUUAUCUUUGACGGAUUCUAUUCGUGUUUUUCACAAUCCUGUCCAUGGCCACGAAUGUUUGGAGCACAUGUUGAAGAUGAUCUCGAGUCCUGACAGCGAUAAACUUUUGUGUUUAUGGACGGUGAAGGACACAAUCGUACAACAAUUACAUUUGGUUGAAGUCGAAGAAAAACCGCGGACGAAUAAUAAACAUUCGUUGUCUGUGGAACUCGGGAAAAGACAUGUGAUACAUUCCUGGCACAAAAUUACCAACGUCUGCUGGGCGCCAUUUCAAAAAUAUCCUGGACGAAAAAACAUUUUGUAUACGACGAAUUGUCAUCACACAGGACAGGCUUUAGUGUAUAUACGUGAUCUAGAUGUGGCUGUCAGUGAUGAUAUCGCGUUGUUUGAUUUCCGUGUUGGGUCUCAAGCGACGUGGACGUGUGCUUGGAAUAAACAGACUGAGAAGUUUUCUGUUGGUGCUGAGAAGACUUGUCUGUUGAUUGAUGUAGCUACUAGAAGACUCUGGGAGUUAAAUACUUUAAAUAGUGAUCCACUGGCUCAGACAUUUUCUUCUAAUAAUUUACUGUAUAAUGGUACUAGAAAAGGUCAGAUCCUGUCACAUGACCUACGAAGUUCAUCAACUCGACCAAUCCGCUGUAUGUCGCAUAAAUCUAGCAUAUCUCAUCUUUUACUCUCGUAUGAUGAGAAUUCUAUCUACGCUAGUGAUUUUACUGGACAGUUAAGAGUAUGGGAUACAAGGAAAAAUGCUGUUGUUAUGGAAUAUAGGGGUUUAUACAAUGAGUAUAAAAGAAUACCAUUUCAUAUUGAUGAGUCUAAUACGAUUAUUUAUGGAGCCGGUCAAGAUGGCUACACUAAAAUUUGGUGCGUGAAAACUGGAAAAAUGUUGCUGAAUCUUCCUCCUCCCUGCUCUGUUUCACUUGAUACCAUACCUGCUCUACAAUUCUCAACAAGAUGGGCAAAUAAACCUGGUAAUUCUGGACUACUGAUGGGACUGGGUGAUAAAAUCUACAUGUAUUCAAACUCUUAGCCAGUUUUUGGGUUUUCAGGCUGAGGAGCUUCCAAAAAAUAGAAGAUAGAGACUUUGAUUAAGCUUCCGUUUUCAAGAGACUAUGGACAGUAUCAAUGCAUUGUGACAACUUCCACAGUUUUUGUAUGGAUUUCUCAACGUACCACAUUAAUUUGGUUGCCCAAUACACUUGUUUGUGGAAUCAGUAAAUCGUCAGUUAUAAAACUAGUACUCU